This is a messenger RNA of Debaryomyces fabryi, 1383 nucleotides long. RefSeq lists its product as uncharacterized. Gene Ontology annotation, molecular function: carbohydrate:proton symporter activity. NCBI's taxonomy places the organism in Eukaryota, Fungi, Ascomycota, Pichiomycetes, Serinales, Debaryomycetaceae. Gene Ontology annotation, biological process: carbohydrate transport; transmembrane transport. Bases 1 to 1383 code for a protein of 460 amino acids. The transcript has a single exon. Gene Ontology annotation, cellular component: plasma membrane. The record is from RefSeq and is a predicted model, not a curated record.
AUGAAUACUAUUCAAGACAAUGAGAAAAGCUGUGAAAGAAAAAAUGACGAAUUAGAAACUCCGAAGGAAGAUAACGUUGUCCCUCGAGUUACCUAUUUGAGUAUGUCAAUUUUUUGUAUUAUAAUAGCAUUGUGUGGACUUCCAGUUGGUUGGGAUAUAGGAACAAUUGGAUUCAUAAUCAGUACUUCUACAUUCAAAGAGACGUAUGGUAAUUCACUGGAUGGUGAGACCAAUAUAUCGUCUCUCAUGGUUGGUAUAAUUAUAUCGAGCUUUAACUUGGGUUGCUUGAUUGGAUGUUUGGGCUUAAGCAAGUUAACUUCAAGAAUUGGUUUCAAAGGUACUAUAUUUACAGGGAACUUCAUUUAUUUAGUUGGAACUGUUAUUCAGAUAUUAUCUGGAUGGUUUCGAUUGAACAUAUGGUUAAUGAUCCUAGGACGAGUUAACUGUGGUAUUUGUUGUGGAGCAUUAUGUGUCCUUGCACCUAGGUAUUUGAAUCAGCUCAUAAUCGUUCCAAAAAAAGACAUGUAUUUAUCUUUUUUCCAAACAUCUAUUUGCUUGGCCAUACUUGGUGGAAACUUGACCAACUUCGUCAUGAAGCAUGAUUAUUUAAAGAUAUUGUCAUGCCAAUUGACGAUCAUUCUUAUGACUUCUUGCUUGACAGUUUUUCUACCGGAAUCCCACCAUUAUUACAUCUCGAAAAAUGAAAUUGAUAAAGCAUUCAUGGUAGUGAAAAAGCUUCAUGUAAGAAUUUCCGACGAUCAAAUAAUAAAGUUAAUUGAUCAAGUUCCGACCAUUACUACUCUUCCAAAAGGAUGGAUUAGAGACAAACAGUAUUAUAAACCAUUGAUUCAAUGCUGUGUCAUGAUGAUAUUUCAACAAUUAACUGGAAUCAACUAUUUCUUUUACUACGGUAGUCUCGUUUUCAGUUCUCUAGGUAUAAAUACAACGACAGUCAGCAUAAUCAUGAGCGUUGUUAACUUGGUGGGCUCUUUAAUGUCAAACAUCAUUAUUGGCAAGUUCGGAAGAAUACAACUCCUUCUUAUGAUUGGAUCAGCCAUUAUGAGUUCUUUGCUUACCAUCUACAUGAUCUUGGCGUACAUAUCUACACCCAGUUCCCUAACAGGAAUGGUAAUAAUUACCUGCCUUUUUAUUGCAUCCUUCGCGACUACAUGGGGACCCAUACCUGGAAUUAUGGUCACCAGGAUAUCAUGCAACAGUAAUGAUAUAAUUGGUCUCGCCAAUUGUGUGAAUUACACCGCGAACUGUCUCAUCACUGUUGUUACACCCGUAAUGAUUAGUACCGUCGGAUUUAAUUUUUCACUCCUAUUUAUUGUCAGCCUCAUUUCACUGGUCAUCUACAUAUACUAUAUGUCAAGCUUAUGA